Molecule: messenger RNA, 665 nt
Organism: Tarenaya hassleriana
Lineage: Eukaryota; Viridiplantae; Streptophyta; Magnoliopsida; Brassicales; Cleomaceae
Exons: 4
Coding region: 30-569 (179 amino acids)
Source: RefSeq, a predicted model, not a curated record
AAAAUAAUAUCCAGAAAUAGAAGGAAGGCAUGAUCCUAAGCAGAUUCACUCAUCUCUCCCACCCGAACUUCAUUCUCCAUGAAUCUCGAUUAACUCAAUCUCCUCGUAUCUCCAAAAUUCAGUGCUCAAACACAUCAUCAUCAUCAUCGUCAUCAUGUGGUGUAACGUUUCGCCAUCUGCUCCACCAGUCCGCCUUCCCUCUCGCCGCCUCACUCACUCUUCUCCUCUCCCCCUCUCCCGCUUCAGCAGGGCUAAUGUCGGGAUUCCCCGGCAUAGAAUCAGUCCCUGGUCCCGAAUUGCCUCAAAUCGACUUCCUUAAUCGCUUCAACGAAGCAAACCAGAAGAUGUACGCAGAAAACGAUGCCAGAUUCAAGGAAUCUCCUUUGCUCAAGAAGUUGCUUGAGAAGUCCAAGCAGAACAAAGAGAAGAAUGAAAGAGAGGUGCAAGACAAGUACUGCUUAAGAGGAGCCGAGUGGGGAGUUGGGGAUUGCUCAACAGCUGGGAUGACAGAGGAGGAGAAGGAGAAGUUCAUCGCCAUGUUGAAAGAGAAGGCCGCCGCUCCAAAAUGAAUCUAACCAUCAAAUCAUUCAUAUACAUAUAUGUAUGCAAACAUUGAUCGAAACCAUAUAGAUAAUGAAUGUUUCUUUAAGUUCUUGCUUAGCCAA